GUCACUAUGAUGUGAAUUGUAGUCAAAAUCAUUUUCCUAAUAUUCAAAAGUUUUCCUUUUUCUUUCCUUUCCCUUGUUUGUCCAUUUUCACUUCAUUGGAGAGUGUCUCUAUCCUCUGAACAAUUACCUCAGUGUUGUUGUUUUUAACAAACACAAAACAAAUUCACUUUCUUUGAUUCUUUCAUCCAAAUAAACAAAUAUAAUCAAAAUCAAAGAAAACAAAGAAGAAGAAAAAAAUUAGUUUUCAAUCUCAGAAGACAAAAUUGGUGAUUUCAUCAGAAAGAAGAAAGCCAUCGAGGCUUGGAAGAAGAGAUUGAUUCAGUUCAAACCCUUUGAGAAUUGUCUCAUGGGAAGGAAGAUGCGUUGUCGCCCUCAAACAAAAGGUAAUGAUAGUCCAAAAGUUUCAGAAGCGGGAAAGAAUUCCAAAUCAACAACAUAUCAGCAACAAAACAAAGUUACAUCUUUGGACGUUGCAAAACAUUCUCAAGGAUCUUCUGUUUCAAGUAUCAACUCUGAUAGUAGGUGUGCCAUUCUUACGUUCAUUAGUUGUGAGCCUGAUGGAACCUGGAAAAUUUACGCCGUUCCCGUGCAGUUUCUCAAUCACGUUAACCUAGCUUCUGACAGCACCAAUAUGGAUGGUUUGCAACUUCUUCUCCCUCCACCUCUUAACAGGCAAAAGAUUGAUCAAUGUAAGGCGCCUAGGGGACAUGUGCCUCCGAGUGCCUAUUCGGCCAAAUCAUAUGAAAGAAGUUUUACUGGUUCAAAUGUUCGUCGUAGAUGUCAAAACAAGGUAGCUAACAAAGCUUGUAAACUGAACGAACUUCCUGCAAAUUCGUGUGCACAAAGUUCUGUAGUUAAUAGUAGCCCUAGCUUGUCCCCUCAUAGUUCUGCCACCACUGUUUUGUCUGAAGAGUGCAUGAAUAACACCAAGAAAGAUAAGUCUCCGAAGAAAACCUCGAGAAGAAGGGAAAGAAAGAAGGUUAACAAGAUUAAGAACCAGUCAAUUGACAGAGGAUCUAAUGAUAGAGAAGUUCGUACCGAGGAAUAUGGCUGUGUAAGUUUGACUUCUGAAACCUCCAGCAGCAAUGAUGCGGAUACGACUUCACCAGAAUUUUCAUCUUCCGAUGACAGGUUAAUGAAAAUUGAUUGUGAAAGGAACAAGCUGAAUGACAAAAUCAAUGUUAUAGAUGAGGCGGAGAUGUCAAAAGUGACUUCACCUAUUGUUCAGAAUCCUUGCAGAGAAUGUGCUACUUUUGAAUCAAGGAAUCGGCUGCAUGAUAGGAGUCCUGGUUGUAAAGUCAACGAUACAGAAACCCUAUGUUGUUUUAAUGAUAUACAAGACUCAUUGGUGUUGGAUUCAGUUUCAAUUGCUUCAAAAAGCGACGAAAGUACCAAUGAUGGUCAUACAGGAAAACCAUCCUACAAGGCAAGUUGCGGAAUCGCUUCAAAUUCAGGAGAUGAGCAUUUUAUCGGUCAAGGCUUAACAAAUGGCUUUCGCAAUAACUAUCAACAUAAUGAGGAAAUGAGGAACGAUUGUCAAAAUGGUGUUGUCAGUGAUAAGAGAGUUCAGCAAAAUAGAACAAUGUCCAAGAGUUCUAGUUUCAACAAGUUUGCAGGUGUUGGUCGAACAGGGAAGGAAAACAGUCAUUCUGUUUGGCAAAAGGUUCAGAAGAACAGUUCGAGUGAAUGUGGCAGUGGCGAUUUGAAGAAAAUAAACACAGCUUCGUCACAAUUCGUUUCUGUUACUGAAAAGGUUACUUCAGCUAUCAAAAACUGCAACUCUGUUGGCGUGAAUGUUGUUUCAGGACCAGAGGAUAAAAAACAUGUGAAAAAUAAAGUCGGUCGAAAAUCAAAAGGUAAAUCGGACUUGAUUCCAAAGAAAGGACCCUGCAGUUAUUCUAGGAAGGGUUCAAAUCUUAAUAGGACUGUGUUAAAUGAUAACAUGAAGGCUAGUAUUCAACAGAAUGAUUCUUCAAAUAUCUCAUCUCAGGAAAUCAAUCACCAAGGAUCGGUAAUGGAGUUUCAGACCAAUGGAGUUGAACAAGAAACAUCUGAAAUAGUUCAUAGUGAACAACUUCAUCCGGAGGAGUCCGAAAUCCAGAAAAGUUCACAGGAAACGAAGAAUGAAAAUAUAGACAUUCAAUCUCAAAUUUCUUGUUCUGAUGAGCAUUCUCAAGUUUCUUGUAAUCUUUUAGAUAAUCAAGUUGGUCAAACAAUGAAAGAAGUUUCUUCUACCGAUUACAAUGCACAAAACCACAGUUCUGGAUCUACAACCCUAUGGAAAUGGAUACCGGUUGGGAAAAAAGAUACUGGAACGGCAGAAUAUUCUGUUGAACCAACUAGUAAUUUCGACUUGGAAAAUGGUCUUGAACUUAAUAUGGACUCCUUUUCUCAAAAUCAGGAUUCUUCAACAGAUGCAAGAACUAAGGGCAUGGAUCAGAUCGAGGGUGAGGAUCAUAAACUAGGUAAGGAGAUUGCAGGUACCUUUACAGAGAACAGGGACAAGCAUGAAGUAGCUAAUCCCAUGGUUUAUGAAUGUGAGAAUAAAUAUACGUUUGAAAAUGAUUCAUAUAGAAUUGCUCAAGCCGUGACUGACGCCUGCAGAAUUCAAUUCGCCUGUGAAGUAGUACACAAGGCGACCGGUGGCCCGGUUGCGGAGUUUGAAAGACUACUUCAUUGUUGUAGUCCUGCUAUUUGUCGAUCAUCCGAUUCACUCAGUUGUUUGACCUGUACACAAAACCAUUCCGUUGAUGUCUCACUUUGCAGGCACGAGAUACCUGAAGUAUCUUUGGGAUGUCUGUGGGAGUGGUAUGAGAAACAUGGGAGCUAUGGAUUAGAGAUAAGGGCUUUGGAUUAUGAAAAUCCGAAGACAUUUGGUGUUCCAUUUCGUGCCUAUUUUGUCCCUUCUUUAUCAGCAGUUCAGCUGUUCAAGAAACGUGAAAGUCGAUGUGUUAACAACAAUGAGAGCUUUUCAAAUUGUAAGGCUUCAAAUAGCGAAAUGUUUGACAAUUCAGAAGACUCGUUAGCGGCUCGUAUCAAUAUUGCGUCUAAUCCAUCUACUGAUUCAACUGGCUCCAGUGAUUUAGAACUUCUUUUUGAAUAUUUUGAAUGCGAACAACCACAACAAAGACGACCUCUGUAUGAAAGGAUACAGGAGCUGGUUAGAGGCGAGGUACCAAUCCAGUCAAAAACUUACGGUGACUCAACUAAACUGAAUUCGAUAAACCUGCGAGAUCUUCAUCCUAUGUCUUGGUACUCGGUUGCAUGGUAUCCUAUUUACCGUAUACCAGAUGGAAACUUUCGUGCAUCUUUUCUGACUUACCAUUCACUUGGACAUUUGGUUCGUAGAAGUUCAAAUUCUGAUUCGCCAAUUUUAGAUUCUUCCAUAGUUUCUCCAGUUGUAGGUCUUCAAAGUUACAAUGCACAGGGUGAAUGCUGGUUCCAGCUGAGUCAUUCUGCGCUGACAGCAGAAAUGCUAGGCAUAGACACUUCAAUAUUUCUUAAAGAGCGUUUGAGGACACUUGAAGAAACAGCAUCUCUUAUGGCUAGAGCUGUUGUCAACAAGGGGAAUCAAAUCUCCACAAACAGACAUCCAGAUUAUGAGUUUUUCUUGUCGAGGCGACGGUAUUGAGAUUUUCAUACAAGUUUCAUAAUAAAUAAUUAUGAGUAGGCCAAACUAGUUACAAAUAAUUUUUGGCUACAUUCAGAUAGGACAUCACAUCUCAAUAUUAAGACCAAAGUUUGAUUGGUCUUAUAUUUGCAUGUGUACUUAGGUCCUAGUUAUUGGAGUUGGGCAUAAACAUCUUUUGUACAUAGCUUUGUGCAUUACCUUUUUUUUUCUUCCCUUUUUUAAAACUCUCAUACAGUUUUAGCUCAGUUUUGUUCCUUGGUAGAAAGGAAUAUGGAAUUUGUAGUGCUGAUUUUGAGAGAUUAGUAGUAAUUUCUGAAUA
Trifolium pratense (red clover) is the source of this 3950-nucleotide messenger RNA. RefSeq lists its product as uncharacterized. The record is from RefSeq and is a predicted model, not a curated record. Bases 347 to 3631 code for a protein of 1094 amino acids. The transcript has 7 exons. NCBI's taxonomy places the organism in Eukaryota, Viridiplantae, Streptophyta, Magnoliopsida, Fabales, Fabaceae.